Messenger RNA from Agrilus planipennis (emerald ash borer), 2168 nucleotides. Its product is annotated as cytochrome P450 18a1-like. Gene Ontology annotation, biological process: xenobiotic metabolic process. NCBI's taxonomy places the organism in Eukaryota, Metazoa, Arthropoda, Insecta, Coleoptera, Buprestidae. Gene Ontology annotation, molecular function: heme binding; oxidoreductase activity, acting on paired donors, with incorporation or reduction of molecular oxygen, reduced flavin or flavoprotein as one donor, and incorporation of one atom of oxygen; iron ion binding. The record is from RefSeq and is a predicted model, not a curated record. The transcript has 4 exons. Gene Ontology annotation, cellular component: intracellular membrane-bounded organelle; cytoplasm. Bases 573 to 1757 code for a protein of 394 amino acids.
ACAUUUCAGGGUCAUUUAGGAUAUCUUUAAACUUUGUAUACUUUACUUUUGCCGCUCGCGAAUUUCACAGCUCACAAAAAUUAACAAAUCGUUAGUCGGCGCUCCGUGAACGGAGCGAGCGCUUUGGCGGACCUCCGCAUUUUCACUGGCUUGCUACUUUACGUCGAUCAAACAAUUAUGCGUCGCCGCACAGGACUUAACUUAAGUCUGAUCGGCGUAAGUCACGCGCAAAGCUGCUACACUGAACGAGAUGCAACCUGAAGAUCGACAGUAAACGCAUCAGCGUCUCCAAUCAGCGCGGUCAGACUCGAUUUCCGAUUGGAUUUUACGGCAAAGCUCCUCCUUGGUCUACGUACACUUAACCCCCACUAGUUACUUACGGCUAGCACCUUGUGCACAUAUAUAAGCAAUGCUUUAACACUGAUAUCGCAUAGCGUUGACACUCAUGCAACACAAGCGAAAAUCGCCGUGUAUCUUUGAGAGAUAGUGAGUGCUGUUGGGUUUGGGUCGUCUCCCUUUUUCACGAACUCUUUUUUUUUUUCGUUCUCGUUUUCCUUCCAUUCGUAAAAAAAAUGUUCGUUUACACGUUCUGGUUGUUGUGGAAUGUUGUGCAUAAGGAAGUGUCUACUAAUGUUCUGUCGGUGUUUUUCGUCGUUUUGGUGUUAGUAAGGAUUUGCCAGGAAGUUAACAAAACCAGGUCUCUACCGCCUGGACCGUGGGGUCUUCCCAUCGUUGGAUCGCUGCCGUUCCUCAAGGGCGAUCUACAUCUUCACUUUCGGGACCUAACGCAAAAAUACGGCUCCCUGAUCUCCACCAGGCUCGGAUCGCAACUUAUUGUCGUUUUAAGUGAUUACAAGAUCAUCAGGGACGCGUUUCGGAAAGAAGAGUUCACCGGACGACCUACCACCGAGUUCACAAGCAUUUUGGGCGGAUACGGUGUCAUUAAUACCGAAGGUAAAUUGUGGAAAGAUCAGAGGCGGUUUCUUCACGACCGUUUGCGCCAUUUUGGCAUGACUUACAUCGGAUCGAGGAAAGCCCAAAUGGAAAGUCGCAUAAUGACAGAAGUGGAAGAAUAUCUUUGUGUGUUGAAAGCCAAAAGGAACGCGCCAGUUGACAUGAAUCCUAUCUUAGCAGUAUCCAUAUCAAAUGUCAUCUGCGACAUCAUAAUGUCCGUACGGUUUUCUCAUAACGACGGACGAUUCAGGAGGUUCAUGGACCUAAUCGAUGAAGGAUUCAAAUUGUUCGGGUCUCUGGAAGCGGCAGUGUUCAUACCUGUGCUCCGGUAUCUGCCAGGACUACAGAAGACGAGAAAGAAAAUUGCUCAGAAUAGAGCAGAGAUGGGAGAAUUUUUACAAGAAACAAUUGACGAACAUCGUCGAACAUUUGAUGCCAGCAAUCUUCGUGACUUACUCGAUACUUAUCUCUAUGAAAUACAGAAGGCCAAUGAAGAAGGCGUCGGCCACUGCCUGUUUGAAGGACGAGAUCAUGAUCGUCAGAUGCAACAAAUAAUGGGGGAUCUGUUCUCCGCUGGCAUGGAGACAAUAAAGAGUUCCCUUCUGUGGGCGGUGCUUUUCAUGCUCCAUCAUCCCGAAGUGAUGAAGCAAGUGCAAGAAGAAAUGGACCAAGUCAUUGGCCGUAAGAGAUUACCAAAGCUCGAGGACCUCUCGUAUCUUCCAGUUACCGAAUCGACCAUUUUGGAGAUCAUGCGGAUUUCGAGCAUCGUCCCAAUGGGAACAACUCACGCCCCAACACGGUAAGUUAUUCCGAAUCGAAAUGUCAACGUACCCAUUACGACCUUGUGUAUAAAAGCAAGACAACAAAUGUACUGGGUCAGUAUAGUCAAAUUAAAUUUGUAUCUGUGCAAAAAAAGUGAAAGCACCAGACUGCUGCGCCGGGUCAAUGACUCCAAACCAUGUACGGUCUGUCUCAUUCUCUGUCUCUUGGUUUUGCAAUAACAAACACACCUUCGACUUCUUUAGUCCGCCUCUUUUGCUUAGCCAAAUUUAACAUCAGCAUCAGUUUUUAGGAUUCUGAAAUUUUUUUAGUUGAAAAUUUAAAUUUGGCAUGACAGUAAACUGUCACCAAUUUUAAUCCUUGAUAUCGAAGAAAGGAACUAAAGUAAUCAAUUGUUCAAUACUCCAAGUCUUUUUCCUCAAAAAUACUUACUC